Messenger RNA from Manduca sexta (tobacco hornworm), 6238 nucleotides. It is a transcript of the gene PMCA, whose product is annotated as plasma membrane calcium-transporting ATPase 2. Bases 536 to 4021 code for a protein of 1161 amino acids. Lineage: Eukaryota; Metazoa; Arthropoda; Insecta; Lepidoptera; Sphingidae. Gene Ontology annotation, biological process: regulation of cytosolic calcium ion concentration; calcium ion transmembrane transport. Gene Ontology annotation, cellular component: intracellular membrane-bounded organelle; membrane. The transcript is spliced from 23 exons. Gene Ontology annotation, molecular function: ATP hydrolysis activity; P-type calcium transporter activity; ATP binding. The record is from RefSeq and is a predicted model, not a curated record.
GACAGAGCGGUACCGUCGCGAUCAGCCGAAAGUCGCGUAGUGCAUGAGUCGCAUGGAUAUCGUGCAGGAUCGCGUGUGGUGCCCUCACGUCAGUCAGUACAGUGGACUCGGAACGCGCGGUCGCGCGGCGCGUCGGUGCUUGUAGUUUUUUAGUUUUGACAGUUGGCGCGUUUUUUCGUUAUUUUGUUCAACUGGAUAUAUCUUGUGAAAAUCAUAGAUUUUAAGUUAGUGUAAUCUGUGUUUUUUUCUGUUAAUCUCAAGUGUUCCGACUAGUCGUUUGUGAAUUUUCCACGCCGGCUGUGAAUUGAGUGGUUAGCACGCCCUGUGUACUGUCGCCGUGUAGUGCACAAUUUUCUGUGAUUUCUCUUUGGGAAAUUGUUUUUUGGAGUUGUUUCAUCACUACCGACACGAAAGAGGUUGCAACCUGCAGCAUAAUAGGGACCCAUACGCUGCGGCGGAAAGACGGGUGCGACACGCACUCGUGAGCUAGAGGGUUGUCGGGCUUGGUGCGGGCGGCGGCCGCGAGCCCGGCACCAUGGCCACCGUGGAAGGGCGGCCGGCGCAGUAUGGCGUCUCGCUGCGGCAGCUGCGCGAGCUGAUGGAGUCGCGCGGCGCCGAGGGGAUGGCCAAGAUCAACGCGCUCGGCGGGCCGCAGGAGAUAUGCAAGAAACUAUACACUUCACCGACAGAUGGUCUUAGCGGUUCGAAGGCGGACCUGCAGCACCGGCGCGAAGUGUUCGGCUCGAAUCUGAUCCCGCCGAAGCCACCCAAGACUUUCCUCACCCUCGUCUGGGAGGCACUGCAGGACGUCACACUCAUCAUAUUGGAGGUUGCCGCCGUUGUUUCAUUAGGAUUGAGUUUCUACAAGCCGCCGGACGACCCAGCUGACACUGCGCAUCUGGACGAGGAGGAAGGCCACUACCAAUGGAUCGAAGGUUUAGCGAUUUUAAUAUCUGUCAUAGUCGUCGUCAUAGUAACAGCGUUCAACGAUUACACGAAAGAAAGGCAAUUCAGAGGGCUCCAGUCUCGGAUAGAAGGCGAGCACAAGUUCGCCGUGAUCCGAAGCGCGGAGGUGAAACAGAUACCGAUCAGCGACAUCGUUGUGGGCGACAUAUGUCAGAUAAAGUACGGUGACCUGCUGCCCGCGGACGGUAUACUGCUACAGAGCAACGACCUUAAGAUCGACGAAUCAUCAUUGACGGGCGAAUCGGACCAUGUCAAGAAGGGGGAGGCAUUUGAUCCCAUGGUGCUAUCCGGUACACACGUCAUGGAAGGUUCGGGCAAGAUGUUGGUCACCGCCGUGGGCGUCAACUCUCAAGCUGGUAUCAUUUUCACUCUCCUCGGUGCCGCGGUCGACAAGCAAGAGAAAGAGAUUAAACAAAUGAAAAAAGAAGCUAAAAAACAGCAACGAAAAGGAACCCAGCGCAAGAGCCUGUCCGGUGACGAGGAGCCGACGCUGCCCGCGUCCGGUAACAGCCACGGCGCGAACCACGCGCGGCCCGACGACAACCACGUGCCCGCGCCGACGACCGACAAGCCCGCGGAGACCUCGCACAAGAAGGAGAAGUCUGUGCUGCAGGCUAAACUCACCAAGCUCGCUAUACAGAUCGGAUACGCCGGCUCAACCAUCGCGGUCCUCACCGUGUUAAUACUAGUUAUACAGUUCUGCGUGCAAACGUUCGCCAUAGACAAGAAGCCGUGGAAGGCGACGUACAUCAACAACCUGGUGAAGCAUCUCAUCAUCGGUGUCACCGUGCUGGUGGUCGCCGUGCCCGAAGGUCUACCGCUCGCUGUCACUCUCUCGCUCGCUUAUUCCGUUAAGAAAAUGAUGAAAGACAACAACCUGGUAAGACAUUUGGACGCGUGCGAAACGAUGGGCAACGCCACCGCCAUCUGCUCGGACAAGACCGGCACACUCACUACGAACAGGAUGACGGUGGUGCAAUCUUACAUCUGUGAGAAACUGUGCAAAGUGACCCCUAACUACAGGGACAUACCGCAGGAGGUCGCCGAGACCAUGGUCGAGGGCAUAGCUGUCAACAGCGCUUUCACUUCUAGAAUUAUGCCGUCCCAAGACCCAACCGGGCCUCCGAUGCAAGUGGGCAACAAGACGGAAUGCGCGCUGCUCGGAUUUGUAGUAGCGCUGGGACAGAGCUACGAGCAUGUGCGAGAGAGACAUCCUGAGGAGUCCUUCACCAGGGUCUACACGUUCAACUCGGUGCGCAAGAGCAUGUCCACCGUCAUACCUUACAAAGGCGGAUACCGGCUGUACACCAAAGGAGCUUCCGAAAUCGUGCUUAAGAAAUGCGCAUUCAUCUACGGACACGAGGGUCGGCUGGAGAAGUUCACGCGCGACAUGCAGGAGCGGCUCGUGAGGCAGGUCAUCGAGCCCAUGGCCUGCGACGGCCUGAGGACCAUCUCCGUCGCCUACAGGGACUUCGUGCCCGGCAAGGCUGAGAUUAACCAGGUGCACAUAGACCAAGAGCCUAACUGGGACGACGAGGACAACAUAGUGAACAACCUGACCUGCUUGUGUGUAGUCGGCAUCGAGGAUCCUGUCAGACCAGAGGUACCAGAGGCGAUCAGAAAAUGCCAGAAAGCCGGCAUCACGGUGCGCAUGGUGACUGGAGACAACGUCAACACUGCCAGAUCUAUUGCGGUCAAGUGCGGCAUACUGAAGCCGACCGACGAUUUCCUCAUACUCGAAGGCAAGGAGUUCAACAGGCGGAUCAGGGACGCUAAUGGAGAGGUUCAACAACACCUAGUGGAUAAAGUGUGGCCGAAGCUGCGCGUGCUGGCGCGUUCGUCGCCCACGGACAAGUACACGCUCGUGAAGGGCAUGAUCGAGUCCAAGGCCUUCGACACGCGCGAGGUGGUCGCCGUGACGGGCGACGGCACCAACGACGGGCCCGCGCUGAAGAAGGCCGACGUCGGUUUUGCUAUGGGUAUCGCCGGCACGGACGUAGCCAAGGAAGCGUCUGACAUCAUCCUCACGGACGACAACUUCUCGUCGAUCGUGAAGGCGGUGAUGUGGGGCCGCAACGUGUACGACUCGAUCGCGAAGUUCCUCCAGUUCCAGCUGACCGUCAACGUGGUCGCUGUCAUCGUGGCCUUCAUCGGCGCUUGCGCUAUACAGGACAGUCCUCUUAAGGCAGUACAAAUGUUAUGGGUGAACCUGAUCAUGGACACGCUAGCGUCCCUGGCGCUGGCGACGGAGAUGCCCACGCCGGACCUGCUGCAGCGCAAGCCGUACGGACGCACCAAGCCGCUCAUCAGCCGCACCAUGAUGAAGAACAUCCUCGGACAGGCCAUCUAUCAGCUGUUCAUUAUUUUCUCGUUGCUGUUUGUGGGCGACAGAAUCCUGAACAUCCCGUCGGGUCGCGGACAGCCGCUCGGCGCUGAGCCCACGCAGCACUUUACCAUAAUCUUCAACACGUUUGUAAUGAUGACCCUGUUCAACGAGAUCAACGCGCGAAAGAUUCACGGCCAGAGGAAUGUGUUCCAGGGACUGUUCACCAACCCUAUAUUCUAUUCUAUAUGGAUCGGCACUGCCCUUUCCCAGGUGGUUAUAAUUCAGUUUGGCGGCAUGGCGUUCAGCACGGCAGGCCUGUCGAUAGACCAGUGGCUGUGGUGCCUGUUCUUCGGCGCCGGCACGCUGGUGUGGGGACAGCUCGUCACCACCGUGCCAACCAGGAAGAUACCCAAGACGCUCACUUGGGGCCGCGGUCAGCCGGACCCCGAGACGAUCCAGCCCGGGCCCGACUACGACGCGGACCUCGACAAGAAGCCGCGCGCCGGACAGAUCCUAUGGAUCAGGGGCCUCACUCGGCUUCAGACGCAGCUGCGCGUGGUGCGUGCGUUCAAGUCGACGCUGGAGGACCUGGAGGAGCGGCUGUCGGCUCACUCGGCGGCGGGGCUGCGCUCUCGUCUGCGCGCUCCGCCUCAGGACAUCGCGUACAUCGACGCGGACGACGUGCCGUCGGCCACGCCGGCCACCCGCACUGAGACCACCAUAUUCUAGCCGCCGCCCGCCACCGCCCGCCGCACCGCCGCGUCACCCCGCGUCACACUGCGUCACCCCGCGUCACAUCGCGUCACCCCGCGCGAACGUACUUAACGUAACCUCCGCGUGAUCUCGCCGCGGCUCAGUCCUCGAUUCUGUCUCGAACGCGUUUGCGCUUUAACGAUUCGUCGAGUCUUAAUGUUAGACGUUAAGAUAUUUUAUUAAGUGUUGAAAAUUUUAUUAGAGCUAGUAUAGUGGAUAGCAAUAAAGCUGUUAGAUGAGUUUAGAGGCCCGACGUUAGACCUCCCGAACCGAUUUGUGCCUGCAGCGGUCGCGCGGGCGCUCGCCGGCGCCUCGCCGAUACAACCCUGUUACUCUGUUGAUGUUGCGAUACACAUAUGUUUGGAUACUUUAUAGCUGACGACAGACGUACGUCACACGUAGGACGUUAUGUUGUUAUCUCUCGGCACCUGCGACGGUACCGCGAACAACACUGCUAUUUUAGAGAGAAACGUAUUUGUACAUACGAGUGUUAGAGAGAUGUCUUUAACGUUUAUGUAUAUCGGAGCAGUGAUAUUUUGUAUAGUUAGCUAUACGGAGCACGACGUGAAUACACGGCCUCCAAAACUUCAUUACUAUUAACUUUUUAACUCUUAGACUUGAGAUUUUACUAAAAGUAAACUUUAUUAAAUGAAUUUCAAACUUAGCUUUUUGUGUAAUAGUUUUAUCGAUCGUAUCGAUACAAUGAGGGUACUUAGUCGGCAGCUUGUGUUAUCUUUCAUAGUAAAUUUUGGGACCACUUUAAACCCUUCGCCGACUCAUGCAGGGACAUUAGAACUACGUUCGCAGUUACUGAAUUUUAACUAAAUUUUUAUCUAUAAAACAUUACUAUUCUAUCUUUAACUAAUCUAACGUAUAUGCCUAAAGUUUAGUAUGGACGAGACACUACGCUUUACUAAAACAUCAAAAUAAGAGCUCUAACGAAAAAAAAAUACAAAAAAGUGUAUUGUCUAACACAAUUAUGAUGAAUAACAUUGUUUUGCGAAUGUUACGAAAACUAUUUACAUUGAAAUAAAUUUUAAAGCAAAUUUGUUUAGCAUUUUCUUUCGCCACUCGUGUGUGUUAUGGUGGGGGCCGCCGAUUUUUAGCAUAAUCGCUCUAUUUCAGAUGUUGACGGUAAGUUUAGGUCUGACGCGCAUAGGGAGUUAAUUUGUAAGUAUGUUAGAGGCCGGAUACAGUAUGUAGGUACACGAUACGAGUUAUGUGACUAGAGCAUGACCAGAGUGGUGUCUGCACGUAGCCUAAUCUUCGGUACAUACUCCGAGGCGGCUUGAAUCUUGUCCAUUGCGAAUGAGAUCCGGUCAACCAACCGCCUCCGACGCGGAGCUAUUUAUGUAAAAGCAUGCGUGUUCGCUUCACAAUCGUACAGGAUUCAGUUAGCCACGAUAAUUAUCACGAUCACCUCAUAUUGCAAGGUGGGAUCACGAGCGGCCAUUUUGUGAACACGCGUCGAUAACAAAAUGGCGGCAUCGCUUAGAUUGUAAGUAAUGAGUAUAUAUUGAAGGAAAUGUAUAUUUUUGGUACAAAACGUUGUUUCUUUUUGUUGUUUUUUUUUUUUUAUUAUGAUAUUUUUUUUGUUCAAUUUUGCUUCGCAUUUACAGUGUGACCAAGCUUAUGUUACAGUGUUAUGCAUGUAUUACAGAUGUAUGUGAGUAUGCACAAUUUGUAUUUUUUCCUUUUUUUAUAAUUUUAAAAUAGAUUGAUGUUUGUUAUAGAGUUUCUGAUAAUAUGCACUUACAUUGAUGUGUUAUCGGAGGCUCGCGUAAGGGUUUUACGAAUUUUUGUGUUCAAUUUUUUUUUUGUCAGUAUAGCGCAAUAAAGCCAUCAUAGUAACUUACAUAUCCAAACUUUAACACUGCAUAGUAUAUAAGCUAAUAAAAUAAACAAAUAAAUUCAUUAAAUACACAUAAAAUUAUCUCCAAUAAUUACACCAAAAUUAGGUAAGGUAUAUACUAAAAUUACUCCAAAAACGGCUUCAUUUUUUUUUAUAAACUUAAUUUCGUUUUACUCGGUUGUGUAUGUACUUAUUUUGAUAAGUUGAUUUCGUAAUUUUAUAAUUUAUUUUUGAUUUCUUAUGUAAAGGUAACAUUGUUAAAAUACAUACUUAACCGGCACUAUAAAGUAACAUUCUAAUAUUAAAGGUUUCAUUUUAAUAAAAGUAUUUAUUUGACGAAC